AUGCGAAUCCUCGUCUCUGUUUCAUCAUUAAAUAGACAUGCUGUUGCAACAAGAGAGGAUGUUGGCACCCCCAAAGCCCUUUGCCUCAAGAAGCAUUUCUUAUCAAUUUUCCCGGAGUGCCAUGUCAAUGCAAAAGUGAUGCUAUAUGAUUCAUCAUCUGAAGAAGAAAUUCUUUCCGGGGAUCCUGAUUUUGUCCUAGAUUGCAUUGACAAUAUUGACACAAAGGUGGCACUUCUUACUGCAUGUGUACAAAGGGGUCUGAAAGUUUUAUCUGCAACAGGAGCUGGGGCAAGAGCUGAUCCAACAAGAAUCCGUGUAGCUGACUUGAGAGAAUCAAUCAACGAUCCAUUAUCUCGAGCAGUCAGACACCGUUUAAGGAGAGACUAUGGAAUUGAAGGUGGUAUUCCUGUAGUAUUUUCAUUAGAGAAACCCAAGGCAAAGUUGCUUCCAUUUAAGGGACCAAGUGCAGAAGAAGAAAAUCCUUCAGAUUAUCAGUUAAGCACAUUGUUUUUUCAGUUGAAAAAGAAAAUUAGUUUUUUUGUCAUAUAUUACUCGUAUUCUUGUACAAAGGGAUUGAUUUUGAACAGUUUUUGUGGAUAUGAGGAAUUUCAUAUAGUGCCAGGGUUCCGGGUUCGAAUUAUUCCAGUUUUAGGAACCAUACCCGCAAUUUUUGGGCAAGUUAUGGCUUCUUACAUUGUGACCCAACUGGCAGGAGUACAAGUAAAUAUGGAGCCAGUGGUGAAUUUUGAUAUGGAUAGUUAUCAAGUGCUCCAUCAGCGCCUUAUUGAGCAUGAAGAGUUACUAUAUGGUACAGCCAUGCAAGUUCAGGUUGGGUCGGCGAACAGUUCAGUUUUAUCUGCUCAUCUGGGUCUCCAUCUGAAUUUGUCUCGAAGGUUCUGUAGCUUGUGUAAAGGGAAAAAGAAAGAUCAUUACAUGCAAUAUGGAGUGAUUAGUUGGCUUUCUGCUGAGGAUAGUUGGUGUUUUGUCCUUAAUAAACUGUUCGGAUUGAAUUUUGAAGGUGCUGUACAGAUUCCUGAUUUUGAUGAGAACGCUCACGUGGACGUCCAAGAGGUCAUGUACAUAGCCAAAGAGUUGUGGCAUGGACGAAGUGCAAGAGAUCAAUCACCUAAAGAUGUUGGGCGUGGAAUGUGGCGUUCCGUCAAUGAGUUAAUGCUCGUGAGAUGGGAUUGCACGAAACCAGCUUCUGUGUCAAAUUUAGUUCUACUGAGAUUCAAAGAGGCUGAUGAACACGAGUUGAGGUCUCUUGAAGAUAUAAAGGAGAAGGAACCAGAAUUUUUCUCCAGGAACGAGAAAUGUUUGGAUAGAGGCUUGCCCCUUCUUUGA
This is a messenger RNA of Fraxinus pennsylvanica, 1344 nucleotides long. Lineage: Eukaryota; Viridiplantae; Streptophyta; Magnoliopsida; Lamiales; Oleaceae. The record is from the annotation of a GenBank genome assembly.